UCAUGGACCAGAGGUCCGGAGAAGCAGACGAGGCCUAUCACGCCCAGAUGCUGGCCUGGAGUACCGAAACAAAGAAACGGGCAGAUGACGCAGCAGCAGCGAAGAAGAAGGCAAAGGACGCCGAGCAGGCACGUCUGCUGGCACUUGAACAACAGGGCCAGCAUAAUGAGGCAGCAGCAAAGGCUGCCGAUGAAGAAAGAAUUCAACGUCGUGAGAAGAUAUUUAGCGGAGAGCAGACUUUGCUCAAAAUGGCAGCGGAAUGGCGGACCGAGGCCGAGAAUGGCAAGUUGGAGGAUAGUGAAAACAAGAUCGCUCUCCUCCUCUCCCAUCUCACAACCUGCAUUACACAGCAGGAGGACAUCCACAGCCUCGACGACUCGCUAGCUCACAUCCAAGGCCAUCUCCGGCAGUUGGAGCAGCGACCUGUUGCCGCCCCCGAUGCAAGCUCUUCCAACACCUUCGAUCGCCUCGAAGCAUUGGAGAUGGGCGUCGGCUCCCUCAAGGUCGACGUAAAGUUACAGCAGACCGCAACGCAACAGUUGGAACAACGGAUCUGCACUGCCGCCAACCCCUCGAGUUCGGAACCACGCGAGACAGCUCCAAAGUUUUACGGGCAGGAGAUCUUCUGCGACUCAAUGAAGAUAAAUCCGAUUCCAUGGUUCCGCAAGUUCGAGCUCACGCUGCAGCUACACAACAUCAAAGAGCACAAGCACCACACAUACUUAUACUCUCGCUCAGGGGGCGCGUGCCAGGCUUGGCGGGACAAUCUCUUGUCCAAGUACGGAGUGGUAGCUGCCGACUUGCACACCAAGAUCAGUUGGGAUGAUCUGAAGGCGGCGCAAGGGCAAACAGGGAAACUGAGCACCGCCGAGAGUGACUCGACGACACUUUCGACGCCUCCGGAACCGGUCUCUUCGCGAGUGACCGGCCUUCAUUCCGAGGCGCAAGCGGAAGUCGAUAGUCCUCCUCUUCUAUUCUCUUUUGAGGACUAUGCUGCCCGGCUCGUUCCUACGUUGGGUACUCAAGCUCAAGGACAAGACGUGUGUGCGACAUCUUCUCCGUCCGAUAGCGGCGACUUAUCGUCUUCAAGUGGUUCUUCACGGGAUUCGGCGCGCGAGUUCAACAUAGAGGUAUUGGACCCGCUCACGUCCGAGGACUUUGCAUGGCUUCCUCUCCCAACCACGGGCCGCUUGCCGGGACCGCAAUGCGCAGCACUAUGCGCUCAUCUCCACACAUACUUAUCCUUCUAUGCACCACCAACUCCACCGACGGAUGACGAAGUCGCGGUGGGGAACAUCCUUGCGUAUGUUACCAAGGUGGCCCGCAAGUUUUGCAUGCAGCGGUACGAUGACAACAACGCACCGCUCAUGUAUGUCCGCAUCCAGGUUGGACAAGCGUCCUGCAGCGCUUUGCUGGAUAGCGGCGCGUCUCGCAAUUUCAUGAGCCAAGCCUUUAUGCAAAGGGUUGGCCUUGGCGCACAAGUUCAGAGGAAGGCAAACCCGACGGCGAUCAAGUUGGCGGAUGGAAAUACGCAGCAACUUCUCGACCGUUACAUCGAAGACGUACCGGUUUAUUUCACACCUCAUGCACGCAAACCGGUGACGUUCGAUAUUCUCGACACGGACUUCGACAUCAUUCUGGGAAUGCCUUGGCUUGCAAGUGCGGAUCACACGGUCAACUUCCACCGGCGGACUCUUAGCGUUCGCGACGCCUUCUGCGCGGAAGUGGCGUGCACUAUUCCUCUACCGCACCCUUCGAUUCGGUGCCAAGUGGUGACGGCCAAAUCAUUCCGGACGACUUGCGCUUACGAGCAGCCCGCGGAAAUCAGCCUAUGUUUCAUGCGGAUCGUCGCGGCAGCCGACUCUUCACUCACGGACUUGUCUUUGGACCCCCGUGUGGUGCGGUUGCUGGACGAGUCCGCCGACAUCUUCGAGUCACCUACCGGUGUGGUGCCGGAUCGGCCGAUCUCUCACGAGAUCAUUCUUGAGGCCGGUGCCGUGUCGCCGAAAGGUUGCAUCUAUCGGAUGAGCGAGGAGGAGCUUAAGACGAUAUUCGUCUAUAGCCGGUCAUUGGAGGAUCAUCUGGAACAUCUUCGACGAGUGUUGGAGACGCUUCGCCGCGCCAAGUACAAGGCCAACCGCGACAAGUGCGAAUUUGUCCGGCAAGAGCUGGAAUACUUGGGCCAUUUUAUCACACCGGAGGACAUCAGUCCGCUAUCGGACAAGAUUCAAGCCAUCCAAGAGUGGCCGGAGCCUCGGAACGUCACGGAUGUCCGCUCGUUCCUUGGUCUCGCCGGCUACUAUCAGCGUUUCAUCAAAGGCUACUCGAAGAUCGCGGCCCACUUGACCAAGCUUCAAUGCGAGGAUCGACCGUUUGACUUCGGAGAGGAGGCGCGAAAAUCAUUUUUGACUCUCAAAGCCGCGCUAUUAUCUGCGAAGGUUUUGCGGAUAUACGACCCGCUUUUGCCUACGCCCGUCACUACGGAUGCGUCAAGCUAUGGCAUUGGUGCAGUCCUUGAGCAACAUGAUGGUGUGGGCUGGCACCCGGUCGAGUAUUUCAGCAAGAAAGUGCUCGUCAAGCAUUCCAUUGACGAUGCACACAAGAAGGAGCUCCUCGCCUUCGUCCACGCGCUCAAGCGGUGGCGGCACUUCCUCCUUGGUCGAAGCCAAUUCCGAUGGGUAACGGACAACAAUCCGUUGGUCUUCUACAAGACCCAAGACACCGUCAACAGCACCAUCGCUCGAUGGAUGGCUUUCAUCGACCAAUUCGACUUCUUUCCCGAUCACAUUCCCGGGAAGUCGAACCAUUUCGCGGAUGCUCUUUCACGGCGYCCGGAUCAUUGUACCGCGGUCUACUCAACCUUCGAAAUCGACGACAACCUGCGGAACAGCUUCAUCCGCGGCUACCAAGCCGACCCCGAGUUUCGCGACAAGUACGCGAAUUGCUCCUCUCCUAAUCCGGCUCCUUCUCACUACCGGAUCCAAGAGGGGUACUUGCUUGUCCACACGCGGGGGAAGGACCUCCUUUGCGUACCGAGUGAUCCUCACUUGCGUACACGGCUUCUUGGCGAGUUCCACGAUACUCCCGCCACCGGACACUUUGGAGUCAAUCGCACGAUUGGCCAACUUCGCAAGAGAUUUUGGUGGCCCGACCUUCUCGGCGAUGGCACGCGCUAUUGCAAGUCAUGCGAAGUUUGUCGACGCUGCAAAUCCCGCAACCAUUGUCCGAAUGGUGAGUUACGACCAUUACCGGUCCCGUUGAGGCGAAGGGAAGCGAUUGCCAUGGACAUUACCGGCCCGUUCCCCAAGCACAAGACCGGAGUGGAUGGGAUUCUCACGGUGGUCGACCGACUCACCAAGUUCGCCAUGUUUUUGCCUUGUCGCUAUCAUGCCAAGGCACCGGAGUUGGUCGAGGUUCUCUACGCCGGUUGGAUUCGAACCAAGGGUUACCCCAAGGAAAUCGUCUGCGACCGCGACACUCGGUUCAUGUCUGAUUUUUGGUUGGUGCUCAUCAAGCGAUGGGGCUCAUCUAUCAAGCCCAGUUCAGCUCGCCACCCUCAGACCGAUGGCCAAACAGAGAGGGCGCACCAGUCCGCGCAGGUUCUCCUUCGCACUCUCAUUCGUCCGGACCAGAAGGACUGGGUUGAGCGGCUGCCGGAUGUCGAGUUGGCCUACAACUCUUCCAUCCACCCGGCUAUCAGGAUGUCGCCUUUCGAGUUCGAGCAUGGCUCGUCGGUCACUUCACUGUUGGACACUAUCACUCCACAAACGGCCGAGAGCGACGACCAUCUUCUUUUCUUGUGUCGGAUGCAAGAGCUACUUGUCAAGUCAUGCGACCAGAUGGCCAAGACGCAGCAACGCAUGAGCCAGCAGGCCAAUCGCUAGCGUCUUCCUUGCCCAUUCUGCGCCGGCGAUCUCGUUUGGGUCUCCACCGC
Messenger RNA from Chara braunii, 3934 nucleotides. NCBI's taxonomy places the organism in Eukaryota, Viridiplantae, Streptophyta, Charophyceae, Charales, Characeae. The record is from the annotation of a GenBank genome assembly.